AUGCCAAAGACAAGCAACGGCGAAACACCGUUCAACCUAGUAUAUGGAUCCAAGGCAGUGAUACCUGCGGAAAUCGGCUUGACAUCCCCAAGGAUGCUAUCUAUGAACGCCAUCAAUAAAGAAGAAGAAAGAAGGUUAGAUCUGGACCUUCUAGAAAAAAGAAGAGAAAUAGAAGCAAUCAAGGAGGCAAAAUACAAAACCAAGCUGGAGAAAUACUACAAUAGUAAGGUUAGAGUCUGCACUUUCAACCUUGGAGAUUACGUCGUAAGAGACAACGAAGCAUCAAAUGCCGAAAGACCAGGUAAACUGGCUCCAAAAUAG
Helianthus annuus (common sunflower) is the source of this 321-nucleotide messenger RNA. RefSeq lists its product as uncharacterized. The coding region runs from base 1 to 321 and encodes 106 amino acids. The transcript has a single exon. The record is from RefSeq and is a predicted model, not a curated record. Lineage: Eukaryota; Viridiplantae; Streptophyta; Magnoliopsida; Asterales; Asteraceae.